Kogia breviceps (pygmy sperm whale) is the source of this 366-nucleotide messenger RNA. NCBI's taxonomy places the organism in Eukaryota, Metazoa, Chordata, Mammalia, Artiodactyla, Physeteridae. The record is from RefSeq and is a predicted model, not a curated record.
AUGACCCGUCUGUACCAACUGAUGACAGAACCACAGUUUUCCCGCUGCUCCAAACCCUCCAAGUAUAAGAAGCUGCUGUUUGCACUGUGCUUCUUCCACUCUGUGUUACUUGAACGCAGAAAGUUCCUGCAACUUGGCUGGAACAUCAUCUAUGGCUUCAAUGACUCCGACUUUGAGGUGUCAGAGAACCUGCUGAGCCUCUACCUGGACGAGUAUGAGGAGACGCACUGGGAUGCCCUCAAGUACCUCAUCGCUGGUGUCAACUAUGGCGGACACGUCACGGAUGACUGGGACCGGCGCCUGCUCACCACCUACAUCAACGACUACUUCUGUGAGCAGGCUCUAUCAACCCCCUCCUACAGGUGA